UGUGCUGCAGCCAGAACAUGUAAAUCGCGGACUUUGCCUAUCGACUGUCCACUCUGCGACGCAUGCGGUCACACUUUAGUCACAGCUGUUAAAAUUACAUAAAAAUGGCGAGCUCCAUCAUUCUGGCGGGACUCGGAGUGGCAGCCGUUGGCUUUGCGGGGAAGCACAUGCUGCGGCGCAUGCCCCAGAUGACCACCGCCUUCAACGAGGCCCUGAAGAAUCUGCCCAAGUUUGAUGCCGAGAGCAUGGCUGCUUCGAAAUACUACAAGGGCGGCUUUGAUCCCAAGAUGAACAAGCGAGAGGCGGCCCUCAUUCUGGGCGUCAAUCCAAGUGCCUCCAAGCUGAAGAUCAAGGAUGCGCACAAGAAGAUCAUGCUGCUAAAUCAUCCGGAUCGGGGCGGUUCCCCCUACCUGGCGGCCAAGAUCAACGAGGCCAAAGACUUUAUGGACAAUACUAAAUAGUUGCCGGGCAGGCCUGCCGCCACCGAGUGUAAAUAAAAUAGUUUGUGUUUAGCCUGUAAA
Drosophila obscura is the source of this 521-nucleotide messenger RNA. Its product is annotated as mitochondrial import inner membrane translocase subunit TIM14. Gene Ontology annotation, biological process: protein import into mitochondrial matrix. Gene Ontology annotation, cellular component: PAM complex, Tim23 associated import motor. Gene Ontology annotation, molecular function: ATPase activator activity. Bases 105 to 461 code for a protein of 118 amino acids. The record is from RefSeq and is a predicted model, not a curated record. The transcript has 3 exons. NCBI's taxonomy places the organism in Eukaryota, Metazoa, Arthropoda, Insecta, Diptera, Drosophilidae.